Rhizopus microsporus ATCC 52813 is the source of this 195-nucleotide messenger RNA. RefSeq lists its product as uncharacterized. The record is from RefSeq and is a predicted model, not a curated record. NCBI's taxonomy places the organism in Eukaryota, Fungi, Mucoromycota, Mucoromycetes, Mucorales, Rhizopodaceae. The coding region runs from base 1 to 195 and encodes 64 amino acids. The transcript is spliced from 2 exons.
AUGGUAGAAUUUCACCCUUCCAAGGUGAAGGCCGGGGUUCGAUUCCCCGAGGACGCAAUUCAUUUCUUUUGUAUGUUGUCAUUCGGAGUUGAAACGGAUGAACUUCGUGACCCUCACGAACUUCAUGAGGCAGACGAACUUCACGACUUGUAUGAAGUUCAUGUUCCUCAUGAAGUUCAAACAAAUGAAUUAUAA